Ochlerotatus camptorhynchus is the source of this 1720-nucleotide messenger RNA. Its product is annotated as myb-like protein H. The record is from RefSeq and is a predicted model, not a curated record. NCBI's taxonomy places the organism in Eukaryota, Metazoa, Arthropoda, Insecta, Diptera, Culicidae. The transcript is spliced from 3 exons. Bases 1061 to 1720 code for a protein of 219 amino acids.
AAUGCACUAUGCCAGCCUUUUUAUUUUAUUUUUUCUCGGGUUGCUUUGGCACUGAAUAGUUUUCGGUUCGGUGUGUCUCAGUUCGUCGUUGUCACUCGGACCGUUCGGAGCAUCAGCCUGCACCGUACGCGGCCAAUCUAGCAACCAUCCGACGGCGUGGUCCAAAAGUUCGACACCACAGAAGAACGGGAAAUCGACGCGCGGGAGGAGGACAACAAACCACCCACCGACCUUCAAAAUCCAUGCUUCAUCCUCCAUCCUCCAUCAUCAUCGUCAUCGUCAUCGCCGCCGUCGGAGCCAUCGAGCGCGUCUCGUGUUGUAGUCCGAAUCGUGUGUGUGUGUGUGUAUGCCUCGAAGCGGGUUGCCGAGAUUCUCGGGCUCGCGCGUUCUAGUCUACUAACAGUGCCUUUUUCGUCGUUCACCGGAAUGGUAGUGCCAGAGAAGUGCCACCACCAGCAUUGAGUCGAAGAAGGGCUUUCUGCCCACCGACGCGACGCCCGUUUGCCAAAUGUAAACAUACCGUGGUCGCGCGCGCUUGUGAGUUCGUUCGUUCGUUCGUUCGGUGUGCAUUAUUACGCGAAGGAUCCUAGCGCCUUCCCCGGAAAUAAGUGCUAAAACAGAAGAGCAGCAGCGUGCCGUGCACUGUGCGGUCCCAACGGCCAAAUUCGUGGAUUACUGUUAAUUCCGGGUGCCUAUAAAAUGUUGAUUUCAUCAAUGUGGUGUCUUGGAGAAUGGGAGGGAGUUGCGAUUUUGGUCGCUGACCGGACAUUACUUUCCUCGAUUUCCCUUUAAACCGUCAGCCUGAGCUACGUGUCCUUCCAAAAGCCACUGCGACGACGCUAGGAAGAAGAAAUAACCGUGUGAAAAACCCUCUCUCUCGAGUGGGGCAUUGAGUCGAAGUGUAUCGUAAAAGCACAAUAGAUUAUGUUAAUGUUGAUCCCCUUUGCCUUCGGUCGAGUUCGUGUACAUCAAAUCAACAACGGGAGUGCUGUGUCAAACCGCUCGGAAAAUCAGUGCCAUAUACAACUAGUCAAGUAAGGAAUUGGAAAUCUUUCCCAAAAUGAAGAAAAGUGUCAAUAGUCUGUCACCGAUAUCGCCGCUGCCGAACACCCCUCCCCCAGUGCGGACUUCCCCGGUGGGGUCAACCUCGCCGAAGCUCUCGCCUGCCGGUUCGGUGUUCCUGUCCAACUCAGCCUCCCGCCCUACCCUGAGUAUCAACAAUUCCAGCAAUCGCUGCAGUAGCCUUCUGGACGCGGACGACAUCACUCCGAUCACCUCCCCGCUGCCAAACAUCCUCUGUCCCCAGGAAAUCUACACCAUCUUCAGCCGGACCGAUGAUCCGGAUGCCGGCUCGACCAACCUCCCGGCGGAGUCAUCCCGCCUGUCGGCGAACAAUCACCGGAACUCAAUAUUCCUGGCCAAUGCCAACAUUGCUAACGGUAACAAUAAUCCAAGUGCCAGCAGUAAGUCCCGUUCGCGGCGAUCUUCGGAACUGUCGCAAAACAUUCGCAGCGACCGGUCGGCGUCGGCUUCGAUGAAGUCGCACAGUUCGUCCGCCGGCAGGAAGCGCAGCUCGACGCACAUAGAGAUGAACGCCAACCUCGAACGGCCCCGGUGCCUCAAGUCGUCCUUCCUCCGACGGAAGUGUAAGGAGUAUGCAGGUGAGUUGCGAUUGACCGGGGAUGUUUGUAGAUUAAUUCAAAAAGGUGAGUGCAAAUAG